UAAUAAUUCCGUUUCUUGGAUUUGUUAAACUCUUAAUAGUGGAGUUAAAAAUUCCUACAACUCUGCAGACAAUGUCAUGAAAUUAUUGAUGGCAAAAAGAAGUACUUCUCUAUUACUUUUUUCGCGAUAGAUGGAACAAGUUAACUCCAAAGUUGCCGAUAAAACUUGUUCUCUAUAUAUUCCAUGGUUCUCUAUAAACAUAACUUAAUCGAAGUAGUUGAAAAAUCAAUAAUAUAAUAACUCCGUUUUAUUUUAGUCUUCAUGUUUUUGCCGUGUUAAAUUUAUCAAACAUUUAUUUGUUUUACUUCAAUUUCAUUGAAGAAUACGAUGGAGAGUGAGAACAUUUUUCUGUUUGUUCCUAACAUAAUCGGUUUUGCAAGAGUAGUUCUUGCCAUUAUAUCUUUCUAUUUUAUGCCAACAAAUUAUGUUGUGGCUGGUUGGUGCUAUAUUACCAGUGCUCUACUAGAUGCAUUCGAUGGCCAUGCAGCAAGAUAUUUCAAUCAGAGUACUAAGUUUGGCAGUAUGCUCGAUCAGUUAACAGAUCGAGUUGGAACAAUGUGUUUAUUAGUUGCACUAAGCAUGUUUUACCCCAAAUACGCGUUUUGGUUUCAAUUGAGCAUGGCUAUUGACAUUUCCUGUCACUGGAUUUAUUUCCAUACAACAAUUUUACAAGGAAAGACUUCUCACAAAUUCAUUGAUAUGUCAGAAAAUCCAAUCAUGAGUAUCUAUUAUACUAAUCGAUUAGUUUUAUUCAUUAUGUGUGCUGGUAAUGAGAUGUUCUAUGCAAUCUUGUAUUUUCUGCAUUUUACCGAAGGACCACUGAUAUUCGGAAAAAGUUUAUUCAUGAUUCUAUUGUGGAUAUCAACACCGAUUGCAUUCGUGAAAACUUGUAUUUCUCUUCUCCAUGGGUAUGUUGCCGCUAUCAAUUUGAGUAUAAUUGAUGUAAACGAGCGUCGAAAUAUGAAAAAAGUAAAAUAAUUUUUUGUGGAUGUUCCAAGUUAUGUGCCAACUUUUUGUCUUUAUUAUAAGUUUAUAAAAACAUUAUUUAUUAGAGAAGUGUGCUAGUUGUAAUUAUAAUUGAAUUUAUAAAUACAAUUUGUAAAGCAUUUAUCGAAAUAGAGAAGGUUGAAAUUAUAUGUGUGUAAUAUAUAAUAUAUAUUAUAACAUAAUAUAAAUGACAGAGUUUAAAAUAAAUUAUAAUAUUAAAUUA
Messenger RNA from Chelonus insularis, 1210 nucleotides. It is a transcript of the gene Pis, whose product is annotated as phosphatidylinositol synthase. The transcript has 4 exons. Gene Ontology annotation, cellular component: Golgi apparatus; membrane. Gene Ontology annotation, biological process: phosphatidylinositol biosynthetic process. The coding region runs from base 328 to 978 and encodes 216 amino acids. The record is from RefSeq and is a predicted model, not a curated record. Gene Ontology annotation, molecular function: CDP-diacylglycerol-inositol 3-phosphatidyltransferase activity. Lineage: Eukaryota; Metazoa; Arthropoda; Insecta; Hymenoptera; Braconidae.